AUGUCCAGCGGCUGGACCAAGUUCCUCCCCGUGCCAGUCUUGGUAGCGGCAUUGGGAGCUUUGUACUCGAAUCCGACCUACAUCGUACCCUUUUUGGACAAAUAUGGUGGGAGGUUGUCGGAUUUUCAACCUGCGGUUCAACAUUUACACCAUGGUGCUUUGAACAACGACAAGUGUUGGAAGAAUCCUGUAGGACAAGCUUGUGAAGAUGUCCGUAUCCAUCAAGCUUCAGGAGAGGCUUUCCUAGCAUGCGGAUAUCCAGAGACACGAAAGGUGUUUUAUCCACCUCUCAAUCUACACGAUACGGUCAAUGCACAGACCUAUCGAGAGUAUUUUUUGAAAUACGAUAUCAAGACCAAUACCACCGUCCCUUUGAAGAUUGAAGGAUUAGAUCCAACUCAUGAUUUGGUCUUGCAUGGUAUUGAUAUCUUCGUGCCUGAAGACGAUAGUUCAAUGAUCUACCUGUUUGCCGUCAACCACGGUCGUCGAGGCGAGGAAAUCCUGUUGUUCUCUCAUGUCUUGGGUUCAAACACUCUCACUUUCGUUCGCGAGUUCAAGCACUGGAAGAUCAAGACGCCCAACGCGGUGGCAGCACUCGGUCCAGACUCUUUCUUCAUCACGAAUGAUCACUACUUUUACGGAGGGGCUUUCGGUGGUCUUCUCAGGACUUUUGAGGAUAAAUUCGGUCCGUGGAAAUGGGCCACCGACGUGGUCUAUUGCUCAGCGGCAGGUCCUUCUCUCGAAUGCAAGACAGUGUCACCGACCAACGCACACCCUUAUGCAAAUGGAGUGAUUGUGGUCGACGACGGCAAGACAUUGAUGGUGAAUGACGUGAUUGCGGCGACCACCACCAUUUACGCCAUUGAUCCAGAGACCAAGCAACUGACCACCAAGAAGGUCGUGAAACUGGGUGCGGGAGCAGACAAUCUUUCCCUCAUCCCAGAAUCCGGAGAUGUUGUCGUGGCCACAUUCCCCGAUAUCGCAGGCCUCAUGGGCCGCCUUCAUGAUCCACUAAACGCAAAAUUGCACACCGAGGCAGCAGUUGUACGUCUCGUAAAGAAAAAGAACUACGAACCUGAACUUUUGUAUUGGGAUGAUGGUGCACAGAUGAGCGCAUUGACCGGAGUGGCUGUUGAUCCUGGAUCUGGUAAGCUGAUUGCAGGCAGCGUGAUUGAUAAACAUUUCAUUGUCUGCGAUAUCAGUGGCGCAGGCUUGUAAGACAGGGAGGUGUUUAUAGCAAGG
Exophiala oligosperma is the source of this 1242-nucleotide messenger RNA. RefSeq lists its product as uncharacterized. Bases 1 to 1218 code for a protein of 405 amino acids. Gene Ontology annotation, molecular function: arylesterase activity. NCBI's taxonomy places the organism in Eukaryota, Fungi, Ascomycota, Eurotiomycetes, Chaetothyriales, Herpotrichiellaceae. The transcript is spliced from 8 exons. The record is from RefSeq and is a predicted model, not a curated record.